CCUAUAUUUGUCGUAUAAUACACUAGUUUAAAACUAUUUUAUUUUGGUCCAUCCUGCCUUAUAGCAAAUGAGGAAAGUGUACUAUAUGUGUAUAUAUACAACAUAUAUAUCUACACUCAUAUGCAUGGAACACCUCUCCACACAUUUUUUCACCCUAUAACCCCUGGACUCCACCGAGCGACGUCAGAAUUAACCGAGAGUAAGGCUUUCUUCUCGAGAGAGCAGACGAACUACUUGGCGGGAGAAGGACCCGCGUCUAACUAACACUAAAGACGGAUUCAAGAUUCAAAAUUUGAAGCGCAAAAGCACAUCCACGUCUCAAACAUCAAAUCAUAUCUUACUGAAUAAUUUGCCUGAACCAAGUCCAACAUGGAGAGACAUGCCGUCCAACCCAUCAACUCGGUGACUCGUUUUGGUUUGACUCAGCUCCUCUACACCAUCACCACCAUCCUCUUCAUUCUGUUCUCCACCGCCGCCGCCGCCACACAAGAGCUUCUCAGAGGCUUCACAUCCACUCCAGACCCAUCAGUCUCUUCUUUUCAAGCUCUGCUCAGCGAUUCCACUGGCAACUACUCACUGGGUUUCAUCCGAGUCAAACAGACUCAACUAGCUCUUUCAGUCAUCCACGUUCCAUCCUCCGAACAACUUUGGGUCGCCAACAUGACCCGGUUGCCGAAAUGGUCCGGCCCGACUCGGCUCUUCUUCAAUGGCAGUCUUGUUAUUUCUGAUUCCCAUUCGGGGGUGUUUUGGUCAACUCAAACCGAUGGGGAUCGGGUUUGGAUAUCAAAUACCUCUAAUCUCCAAAUAGAAAAGCUCGAUCAGUCUCAUUCUAUUCUCUGGCAAAGUUUCCAAUUUCCCUCAGAUACCCUUGUGGAGAAUCAAAAUUUCACAAGUGCCAUGUCUUUAGUUUCUUCAAAUGGGCUUUAUUAUAUGAUGUUAGGAUCCGAUUUUGUCGGGUUGUAUGCCCGGUUCAACCCAGGAUCCGACUCCAACCAGAUUUAUUUGAAGCACAAGGCAUUAGAGGCCAAAGCAGACGUAAUUGAAGGCCAAGGACCCAUUUACAUGGUGCUCAGUUCGGACGGGUUUCUGGGUAUGUACCAAAACGGGUUGGUUCCCGUCGACGUGCAAUCUUUCAGCACCUUUCAACAGAGAGGAUCCGGAAUCAGACGGGUCCGGAUCGAACCGGACGGGAAUCUAAAAGGGUAUUUCUGGACCGGGUCAAGUUGGGUCUUGGACUACCAGGCAAUAUCCGACCCAUGUGAGUUACCCAGUUCUUGCGGGUCGUAUGGUCUCUGCCAACCGGGUAAGGGUUGUUCUUGCAUAAAUAACCGGACCGACCACAGCUCUGGCGGGUGUGACCCGCAGGAGAACAACUCCGGGGACUUUUGUGGCACAAAUGGUGAUGACAAGUAUUGGGUUUUGAGAAGAAAUGGUGUGGAAUUACCAUUUAAAGAGCUGAUGGGAUAUGAGAAAAUGGGUUCGGAGCUCCAAUGUGAGAGGGCAUGUGAAGUGAAUUGCACAUGUUGGGGUGUGGUGUACAGUAACUCAUCUGGGUUCUGCUACAUGAUAGAUUACCCCAUACAGAGUUUGGUGGGUAUUGGGGAUGAGACCAAGGUGGGGUAUUUUAAGGUGAGGGAAGGUGUAGGGAAGAAGGAUAGGGUAGUGGGGUAUGGGGUUGGGAUUGGAGUGUUGUGUGGGGCAGUUUUGGUAUUUGGAAUGGUGGUUGGGUUUGGGAUUUUUAGGGUUUGGAAGAGGAAGAGAGGGGUUAAGGGGUACGUGGAGGAAGAUGGUGAAGUGGGUGUGGGACCAUACAAGAACCUGGGGUCUGCUAGUUUUCGGUCAAUUGAGCUUUGUGAAAAGUGACGCAAGGGAUGACAUUUUUUGUGGGUUGAGGGCAUUUUUGUCUUAUCACUGAUUCAUAAUCAACUUGCAUGGUUCUUGCGGGGAUUAAGGCCUUGUUUGGAGA
Molecule: messenger RNA, 1966 nt
Organism: Camellia sinensis
Lineage: Eukaryota; Viridiplantae; Streptophyta; Magnoliopsida; Ericales; Theaceae
Source: RefSeq, a predicted model, not a curated record